CAUUGCAUCCUUGGGUUUGUGUUACCAUUACACUAGAGCUCUACUACAUUCUACAUCCAUGGCGGCUGCCAAGAGCUCUGUUGUUCUCAAUACAUUGAUCAUCAUCAUCAUCAUACUGUCACCCUUCCUAUCAUAUUCAGCAACCUCCACUGAGUUCAACUAUCCGGCAGCUUUCAACUUCGGCGAUUCGAACUCGGACACGGGCGACCUCGCUGCUGGCCUCGGCUUUCGUCUUGGCAUCCCCUAUGGACAGACCUACUUCAACCCUCCGACGGGGAGGUUCUGCGAUGGCCGCCUUAUCCUCGACUUCCUAAGUACAUAAGUUUCCUCUCAUCACUCUCAUUAUAGUAGCAUAUGGGUUGUCGCAGUUUUGAACAUGGAACCUAUAAACCAAACAAAAAAGAUAGAAUCUUUUUCUCGUGUUUUAUCCUUAUUUUUCAAUGAAAAUGGUUCUUCUUUUGGUUCAUUGCUUCAAAUAGUUUAAAACAGAAACCUUCCGUGGUACAUAAUAGAGAUUGACCCACCACCUUCAUUUUGCUUUGUCUCUCCGGUUGGUGAGUAACUAACAUCAAAUCCUUCUUUGCACUGAAAGCAACACCUUACUUCCCUUCGUUGGAUAUUAUAAGCGCAUGGUGGUUGCUCUCUAGAGCUCUAAGGAACUCUGUUGCCAUGGAAACCAAGUUUUUGUUGUUUGUGAUUCUCUUGGUCUCUAUGUUUGCCCCCAUGGCUCAUUCCAUAGACUUCAACUUCCAAUCUAUCUUCAACUUUGGUGAUUCGAACUCUGACACGGGCAAUCUCAUUGCCGCUGGGAUCGAAACCAUCAACCCUCCUUAUGGUCAGAUUCACUUCAAGACUCCUUCUGGGAGAUACUGCGAUGGCCGCCUCACUAUCGAUUUCAUCAUGGAUGCUAUGGAUCUACCGUUUCUAAAUGCAUAUCUGGAAGCUGUUGGGUUGCCGAAUUUCCGAAGAGGAUGCAACUUUGCAGCUGCUGGCUCAACCAUAAAUCCAGCAACACCAACGUCAGUCUGCCCAUUCUCAUUUGGGAUUCAGGUGUCUCAGUUUCUGCGAUUCAAAGCUCGUGUCAUCGAAUUGCUCUCCAAAAGUAAGAAGUUUGACAAGUACCUUCCAGCUGAGGACUAUUUCCAGAAGGGGCUGUACAUGUUCGAUAUAGGCCAGAAUGAUCUUGCUGGUGCAUUUUACUCCAAGACUUUCGACCAAGUCGUCGCCUCGAUCCCCACCACUUUAGUCGAGUUCGAGAAUGGAAUCAAGAGAUUGUACGAUGAAGGCGCGAGGAACUUCUGGAUACACAACACGGGUCCUCUCGGAUGUUUGGCUCAGAAUGUGGCGAAAUUCGGUACUGAUCCAUCCAAGCUCGACGAGCUAGGCUGUGUUGCUGGGCACAACCAAGCUGCCAAGCUUUUCAAUCUGCAGCUUCAUGCUCUCACCAAGAAGCUGCAAUCCCAGUAUGCCGAUUCGAACAUCACACACGUCGAUAUCUACACCAUCAAGUCCAACCUUAUUGCAAACUACUCCAGAUACGGAUUUGAGCAGCCCAUAAUGGCCUGCUGUGGCUAUGGAGGACCGCCGCUGAACUACGAUAGUCGGGUUGGAUGCGGGCAGACAAAAGUGAUCAACAACGCGACAGUUGCGGCCAAGGCGUGCAAUGACAGUACUGAGUACGUGAACUGGGAUGGGAUUCAUUACACUGAAGCUGCAAAUCAGUAUGUUUCGUCGGAAGUGCUCACCGGAAAGUAUUCUGACCCACCGUUCGCUGACAAGAUGCCAUUUGCUCUCAGUCUCAAGUUCUGAAACACAAAAGCUUGCUCAGAUCGAUUGCCGUAACUGGUUUCAUUCUUUUACUCUCCAACAUUGUAUUCUUCCUCCUGCCUGGAAAAUCUUAUUACAAAAAUGAUAGGAUAAUGCUAAAAGUGCAUUCUAACAUUGAUCGACUUUGUCACUGGAAGGAAGUUAUAAUCCUUCAUGGGAAGGAUCAAGGAUCUAACAUUAUUGUAUUGGGAAUCUAAGGGAAUAAUAGAUUGAUUUACGUCAAACGUUAUAAUUGGAGUGAAAUCAGUGUCGAUUUCAUUUAAUGGGGGUUUGAUUUAUUGUAGUAAAUGCAUAUGGGAUAU
This is a messenger RNA of Linum trigynum, 2129 nucleotides long. The record is from the annotation of a GenBank genome assembly. Lineage: Eukaryota; Viridiplantae; Streptophyta; Magnoliopsida; Malpighiales; Linaceae.